Archocentrus centrarchus (flier cichlid) is the source of this 3723-nucleotide messenger RNA. RefSeq names its product protein phosphatase 1 regulatory subunit 1C. Gene Ontology annotation, biological process: intracellular signal transduction. NCBI's taxonomy places the organism in Eukaryota, Metazoa, Chordata, Actinopteri, Cichliformes, Cichlidae. The coding region runs from base 85 to 381 and encodes 98 amino acids. The record is from RefSeq and is a predicted model, not a curated record. Gene Ontology annotation, cellular component: cytoplasm. Gene Ontology annotation, molecular function: protein phosphatase inhibitor activity. The transcript is spliced from 5 exons.
CACACACACAUACACACACACACACACAUCUACUGUCUCUCUCUCUUUCUGUCUGUCCUUCUUUCUAUUUCUCAGUCAGUAAUAAUGGAGCCCAGCAGUCCAAAGAAGAUCCAGUUCGCUGUGCCUCCGCUGCAGGGACAGCUUGACCCACAGGCCGCCGAACAUAUCCGCCGCAGAAGACCAACUCCUGCCACGCUGCAGAUCUACAGACAACCUGGCACAGAUGUUGGAGAUCAACACAAUGCCAGUGGAGACUCUCAGGCUUCAGAUUCCUCUCAGAGGAAGCAGAGCACCUAUGCCCCGCCCACCAUGAAAGGUAAGCUGGAAAGCUCUGUACCAGAGGAAGAGGAGGAGGAGGAUGGCAGUGCUCGGGAUGACUAAUCCAGCAGAGAAACCUAAGCACAAAACAGGCAGCCAAUUUAUCGUGGAUAUUCUGGACAAACCCCAGGACGGACUCCAACUCAAGUCUAGCAUCUACUGUCCAUGUCAGGGCAUCGGCUGGUGGGAGUGCUGACCUGUGUCCAGGCUUUAUAAAGAGCAGUUAAGGUUUUAAUCACAGUAGGUAAAGAAACGUGUUAAACCAGCAUCUCCUGCUUCCCUUUAAAUAAACUGGAAACGACCAAGCUGACAGUCACCUCACCACAGCUGAAGACAAACUUAGGACUAACAUUUGAGUACGAUAUUAUACAUAUAUCCCAGCACAAUUAGAAUUACCUCAGUUUCAGUUCAUAAAUAAGGUUGGAAACAUUUUUCCCUUAAACAGAAGCAACAAAGUGACAAAUAACCUCAAACUGUCACAGCUGACUUUUACACACUUUUGGUGGGAAACUAAACAUAUCAGGAUGAAGGAAAUUUGUUCAAAAUUUUUAUAUUUUAAAGUUGUACACUUAAAUAUUAAGAACAAAGAAAUCUAGAUACAUUGGAUUUUAUAUACAGUCUGCUAGUUUGGCUACUGUAAUGUAGCCAAGAAAGCUAGAUAGCUAAAGUUAGCAACACUGAGCAGCUAGAUAAAACUUAGUGGACACAUUUAUUCCCCAUAAUGUAAAAACAAAUAUGGAAUAAAAAUGUAAAAAACAGCUAAAAUGUUGCUGUCCAACUUCACUUCUACACGACUGAUAUCAAUUUCAUUUGUAUUUGUAAUACUUUCUCACCACAAGUUUUCAAAAUGUCCACUGUGUGACUGUUUGCAGGUGUUUGCAAAGCAUCCAUGAAACACACAGCUACAAACAACCUUCAGAAUUUAGCCCAAAGUUGGGCUGAUUGUCAGCUCGACCCUGAAGGAACAGAUUCUUCAAACCUUUUAUUGAACUGGAAAAGCACAAAAAACAGAAUAAUAAUGGCUACACUCAGCUGCAAAGGUCGUUGGUUUUUUCCUUUUCCUGUCUUAUUAAAUUGCAUGCCAUGAUAAAGAUCUGUUGUGUUACACUUUAAUUUCUUGUUAUUCCUUUGCCGCAGUUUUUGCUGAAAUGUCAACUUGUAACUUAUCAUUUUCAGUUGCUUAACUCAAUGAAUGGUUUAAAAGAAAUCUGCAGUCAAGCACUGAAAAUUCUCAAUUUAAUUUGCUGUAAUUAUGCAUCAUCAGACAAUCUACAGUUUAAAACUCUUUUUUUAAUAAACUGCAUUUUUGAUGAGAACUAUUAUACUAUUAUAUUACAAUGGGCUGUUUUCCUGAGUCCUGUUUUGCUUUAAUUUGUAUUUUUGGUUAUAUGCAAUAUGUAUCAUUGACACUUAUAUGUCAAAAUUGACAUUAUAUAGUCUGCACCCUUAGACACCAGGAAAUGGUCUUCCCCUUAAUAAGCUUUAAUGGGAUGCCUCCUGGUGGCUUUGCUAUGGCACAGCAAGGAAGGAUUUAAGUAGAACCUAAUUUCUAAAAGCUGUUCUCCAAUUGGCUUUUAUCCAAAAGCAACAUCUUGUUAACACUUCCAUUUACAUAUUUAUAUCAGUUCAGUUUGCUGUAGAAGCAGGAACAGCCAUGAUCAGCGUUCGGAGUGAUUACCUGUUUAAGGUCCGUACUUACUGGCUUUCAGCUCAUUCCAACGCAGGCAGCGGCACACACACGAGUUCAGGUCUGACACAGCCCUAAAGUUUAUUUUAUUCAUGUCAUUUAAGUUACAAGUUGGAAUCAGAAACACAAAAAGAAAAAAAGAAAAGAAAAAAAAAAAGAAAAUGUUAGAAAGUAAAACAGCAACCAUUCCACAUCAAAUGGCAGAAUGUGUCCACGGGUCUGUCCUUACAUGCUCAGAAUGCAAACUACCCACUCACCACAGUCCAGACAAAAUACUUUUACUUUUUUUUUUUUUAAACUGUGUUCCUGUAAAUAUGACUACUUUUCAGCCGCUUCCAGAUUUAACUCCAGCUGUGGGUAAUAGUGCCAAGCAGUAUGCAGAGUGAACUUUCAGACAGACAGAGCCCUGGGGUUAGUAUUACAUUAGCGAAGGGCUAGCAUAAGGUGAGUAUGGUUUGUGUCUCAUUAUGAAGCCCUUGCCAUGUUUGAGGAGAAAAAAAAAAUAUAAUAUAUAUAUCAGACUGCACUUUGUAAAAGUUGUCCAUCUGUCCUUUAAGGUCCUGCACAACCAUCGCAAAUACUGGUGGAUGCCCCUUCAAGCAGUGAAUGUCUCACUGAUGGUGUAUAAUAAUUUAUUUUUAAUGUCUUAUUGCAGCUCCAGUUUAUUAUUUUCUCAUUAGCGUUAUGAUUUAAUUGCCUUCUGAUGGGGAACUAGUUAAAAUUACCUUAGUAUUAAAGUUAAAUAUUUAUAUAACCUGGGAUUAGAGGGUCAGCCAUCAGCUGCUGCUGCUGCUAAGGUGCCGUUGAAACAAGGUGCCCCCCCCCAGCUGCUUCAGCAGGGCUUCAAAAGAAUGCAGAAGAAAUGUUCACACCUCAGGCUUUUUCCAGGAGCCACAAGUCGGCUUAUUCUGAUUAGAUCUAAUUUUUUAGCUUUACUCCACCGCAGACAAUACGCAGCACCCACUGAAGCUGCAGCAGGGGAUGUGAGGGUGGGGCUAUCUGCAGGUGUACCAAGUGUUUCGUCUGUUCCCGCAGUAAAAGUUUAAGAGAGCUGCCGCAGAGUCGGCGUCGACCACACACACGCCUGAAAUGGCAUUUCUCACCCAAACACUCCAACACUUCCAAGCCCUGGUACACAAUUUUUUUUUUUUAGUGUCAACACAUUUGGCAAAUCAUCAUUGUCAUCAUCAUAAAAAUAACAAAAAAUAAACAUUAAAAACAGACAGCUUCACAUCAAAGUAGAAUACAGAUAUUAUAUCUUUACCCACAAAAUGCUCAUGUUACGACUAGCUAGAAAAAAAGAAAGAAAACAUCACCAUGUUAUACAAGAGUGAGAGUGUGUGUGUGUGUGUCUGUGUGUGUGUAUGACAUGGUCAAAGAUUAGUGUUUGUAACCGUAGAUCUGCUCGGGAUGUUUGUGUAUGCGUGUGUAAACUUACAUUAACGAGCAACAUGUCUUUCAGUAUCAACACAGGAAUCCUCACCCUGCCCCCCCCCCCUCGAUAAAAGAAAUAAAAUUAUAAUAACCCCACGAAAACAUCAGAAUCAUUUGCAUUCUCAAAGUAAGCAUCCAAAAAAUCCGUCACCACAUAGUAGUAAUCAGCCGGCCACUAAAAAUCUCAAAACUUUCAUUGCAAAAACAAAAAAAAGAAAGAAAAAAAAAAAAAAAAAAGAAUAUUUUAGUGUCAACUAUAUAUAUACUAUAUAUUUAUAUUUUUG